AUGAAGCGUGAAAGGUCUCUCAGAGAAUUUAUUACAGAUCUCCGAGAAGCCAAAACAGCAGCUAAAGAGCGUUCAGUAGUUGAAAACGAAAAAGCGUUUAUAAGGCAGUCCUUGCAAAACCAAAAAACUCCUCCACCAGUGAUUGCUAGAUCAAUUGCGAAAUUAAUUAUGAUUGAUAUGCUUGACUAUAAUGUUGAUUUUGGUGGCUUUGAAUGCUUGAGAUUAACUACAUCAAAGAUUUUGACACAUAAAAGAAUUGGCUAUUUGGGUAUCAGCCAGUUGUCAGCCAGAAAUCAAGAUUUAUUGAUCCUCUCAACGAACACAAUACUUCAAGAUUUGCGAUCAAAUGAUCCGACUAUUAUCAUACUUGCUUUGGCUGGGCUUGCAAAUUUUGGCACAGCUGAUAUGUGUAGAGACCUUGAACCUGAUGUAGUUCGAUUGUUUAUAAUACAAAAAUGGCGUCACUCGAAUUUUCUGGUCUCCCGACCGAAAAUUCUCUUCCUCGAUUUUUUGAUUAUGAGGCUUGGCUUUCCCCAGCGAAUUUAUCCCGGCGAUGACAGGGCCUAAAGUGCCUGUGGUGUGCGACGCAGGACUCCUGUCCACUAGGGAAAUCGAAUUUUCUGGAAGGAUGCCACCAACCCCCAGGCGGUGGAGACUGGGACCUUUAGGGUGCCUGACGGACCCAAGUUGGUUUAGCCCGAGAGCCGGAAGGACGGCCGUCGAAAUCCAAACGCCCAAGCCGAUGGGACCAUUCAGCCUUGAAGCCAGGUGGUGCACGACAUUUUGGUGGAGCGGGGAAACCCAGAAGCAGGACGGAUACCCGUGCAGGGAGCGUGGCAUUGGACGUUAAGCGUGUAUUAAUAUUAAGUAAGUAAGUAGUUCGAUUGUUUAAAUCAUAGAACUCCUUUAGUGCAAAAGAAGGCUAUAAUUGUUGGCGCAUGCAUUUUAAGAAAAUGCCCAGAUCUAAUAGACGUAGUUUUAGCACCUAUAAAUGAAAUUUUAAUAGACCAGUGUGUUAGUGUCAUCAUUCAAAUGUUUUUGGAAGCUGUAAAAACAAAUAGUAAAUAUGUUGAAACCUUAGAAAAAUAUGUUGGGCUAUUAACAUCAAGGUUUUUCAAGAUAAAAAGUGAUGUUGUUCUUCAAACCAAUAUUUUGAAAUUUCUCAGCUAUUACCCUGCUGCGUUUUCGGCAGAGCUUGACAGUGCAUUAUAUAAAAUCUCAUUGAGCACUAUGAGCAAAAAGAAAGAUAAAUUAGGCCUUUAUUAUCAAUCUGCUAUAACUUUAUUAAAAUCACGCUCACAAGAGCUCAAGGCAGCUGGAAACUCAAUGGUAAGCUCUCUGCUGUCAAGUCGAGAGCCUAAUUUAAGAUUUGCAGCACUAAGAACCCUUCAUCAAAUUGCUGAUUUAAACCCAGAACUGAUUGAAAUCCAAGCCUUCACCAUUUCAGACUGCAUGAAGGACUCAAACGAAGAAAUCUGUCUAUCUGCCCUUGACUUAUCCUUUAAACUGCUCACUUCUUCUAAUAUCACGGAAAUCCUCAAAAUUUAUCUAAAUUUCUUACUGACAAAUGAAAAACUUCAAUCGAGAAUUGUCAGGAAAAUCGGAAUGGCACUAUGCCUAUUCCCGUUAGAGCCGAAUUGAUAUUUAGAUACGGUGAUAAAAGUGUGCAUUUUAAGCAAAGAAGUCCCAGAUGACAUGAUUAAUUCUUGCAUUGAAAUGAUAAGAAGCACUCAAACCAUACAGGCUUAUGCUUCACAGAAACUUUGCUAUGCGUUGCAGGCUGGGCAUAGGCAGCAGUCUUUGCUGAUGCUGUCGCUAUGGUGUGUUGGAGAAUAUUGUGAAAUGCUUGAAGAGACUCCUCAAGCCAUUACUGAGCUGUUUGAAAAUUUACUUACUUAACUUAACUUAAUUAUCUGGUGUUUAAGGUGUCUAAUGCGCAGCCCAAAAAGGACCUAUGGCAAAUCUAGUGACGUAGGCGAGCCAUCUUGGAACAGGUCAGCUCUGGCCAAGCCUUUUAUCAACUCCUGCUUCACCAGCCUUGCUGCACGUCUCACCCGGCGCGAUGCCGUCGCCCUUGUGUCUCGACUCAGCUCCUGAGCGUGCUCCGCCUAAGGGUCAUCUUCCCGUGGAGAUGUGUUGAGAGGUAAAAGCCCGAAAUCUUGAGAGGACUGAGGAGCAGUUCCUCUGGUUAUCCCUAGAGUUAAAUCGCUAUUGCUGUCCAGAAGUUCUCGAGUGAAAACCUAAUCCUAUAAAUAAAAUUCCAUGAGGGAGAGAAAAAUUAGCAAAAGCUAAUUUCUCUCGAACCGAAUGCCAUUUUAUUUAUGCCGAAUGCCAUUUUAUUUAUACCGAAUGCCAUUUUAUUUAUGUUUGAAAAUUUACAGUCAGAGAAUUUGCCGAAUUUGUGUAAGCUUUAUUUUGUGAAUGCUAUUUUUAAGGUUGGAAUGAAAAUUGCAGACGUUAAAGAAGCGGCGAUAUUUAUUUUGCAUCAACUGUCGUUUGAUAGUGAUGUAGAAGCACAGCAGAGAGCAUGCGAGUAUUUAGUGCUGCUCAGAGAUUAUUCAGAAAAUCUUAGGAAAGUAGCGGAUAGUAUCCCAUCAAUUGCAAAUACUUAA
Molecule: messenger RNA, 2612 nt
Organism: Blepharisma stoltei
Lineage: Eukaryota; Ciliophora; Heterotrichea; Heterotrichida; Blepharismidae
Source: the annotation of a GenBank genome assembly